This is a messenger RNA of Quercus lobata, 3150 nucleotides long. RefSeq names its product probable ubiquitin-like-specific protease 2A. Gene Ontology annotation, molecular function: cysteine-type peptidase activity. Gene Ontology annotation, biological process: proteolysis. Bases 128 to 2947 code for a protein of 939 amino acids. NCBI's taxonomy places the organism in Eukaryota, Viridiplantae, Streptophyta, Magnoliopsida, Fagales, Fagaceae. The transcript is spliced from 17 exons. The record is from RefSeq and is a predicted model, not a curated record.
CGCAAACAAAACAACGCAAAAGCAAAUAAAACAAAACAAAAUAUAAUAAUUUUCCUGUCAUUUGAAUUCCCAGCACUUUUUAUUUCAUUUUCCUUUUGUCUCGGAAGUUGAAACUUGAAAGUACCCCAUGAGUCGGUCUUCGUCAGGAAAGCGAUUCGACGUGUUCGAGUUCGCCGAAGAGGACGAGCAAGUCGAGAAAGCCUCUCAAAGGUUCUUAGGCAUGUUUGGAAACCCUAAGAAACCCAAACCCAAGCCUCCUUCUCCUCUCUCCAAGUACACUUUCCUUCAGUGCUUUGCACAAGAUACGGAGACUCCACCUAAGGAAAUCAACAAUGCACCAAUUGACAUUGAUGCUGAAGUUUCACGAGAUACCAAGACUCCACUGAAGGAAAUCAGAAAUGCACCAAUUGACAUUGAUGCAGAAGAAACCAAGAGUCUGCAAAAGGAAUUUGAUGUAGCGUCACAAAGAUUUAAGACUCUGCGAAAGAAAGUUGGCACUGAAUUGUUAGACAUUGAUGCUAGUGAUACGGAUCAUCAAUGUCCUAUGGAAUUGUCAAUUGAAGAUGGCACUGUAAGAGUGGAGACCCCUGGGUUGGAUACCCUUCUGCUGUCUAGUUCUUCAAAUUCUGAAAACAAGGAAGUUGGUAUGGCUUCAGAUUAUGAAGACAACAUUGGAACUUGUUCAUCAACUUCAGCCUCAAGUCCUGCAAUUGAUUUUAGCUCUAAACUCCGUACAGUUUCACUAGAAGAACAAGUGUCAGAGUAUGGUUCUGGUGGAUAUGAAAUUGACAUUGUAAAUAUGACUGUUCAUGUGUUCCCGGAUUUUCUUAUUUAUGGGGAUAUAUAUUGCACGAAAUGUCGGCUCACAUUUUCAAACAGCAGCAUCAAACUUGAGGGUUCAACUGUAAAUGGGCUCAAGGAAAUCUUUAGCUUUGAAUGGGCUGUUGGUGCUAUCACUAAAAUUGAGUCAGAAUGGUUUGGAAGGGUUGAAACUGCUGUGGUUAACCUUCAUCUUAAAUCAAGGGGUUCUAAAGGAGCUGGAAAUGCAAAAGAAACUUCAGGAGUUGAGCUCUUGACAUUUGCAACUAAUGACCCUCAUUGGUCCAUUGGAGAGGAAGCAAUCAAAUCAUUGGAUGUGAGAUACAAGAAUAUGUGGAAUGUUAUUUUUGAUACUGAUUCAGAAAGUAAAGAACGUACUUUUUUGGGGCAGAAUAACUUGUUCAUUUCAAAGAAUUAUCUUUCUCAUUUUGAUGAGCCCUUCAAAGAUGUUUUCUAUCCAGAAGGGGAUCCUGAUGCUGUUUGUAUCAGUAAGAGAGACAUUGAGCUUCUCCAGCCAGAGAGGUUUAUUAAUGAUACUAUCAUUGACUUUUAUAUUAAACAUUUGAAGAAUAAAAUUCAACCUUGGGAAGAGCAUAGGUACCACUUUUUCAAUAGCUUUUUCUUUCGGAAGCUUGCUGAUCUUGACAAAGAUCCUUCAAGUGCUUGUGAAGGCAGGGCAGCAUUUCAACGUGUCCGUAAAUGGACAAGGAAAGUGAAUCUUUUUACAAAGGAUUACAUCUUUAUUCCUGUAAACUACAGUCUUCACUGGAGUUUGAUUGUCAUCUGUUACCCUGGUGAAGUGGAUAAUUUCAAAGAUGAAGACAUUGAAAACUUGCCCAAGGUACCUUGCAUCUUGCACAUGGAUUCUAUUAGAGGAAGUCACAGAGGCCUCAAAAAUCUUUUUCAAAGCUACUUAUGCGAAGAGUGGAAAGAGAGGCAUGGUCAGACAGCAGCAGAGGUUUCUUCAAAAUUCUUACAUUUGCAAUUUGUUUCACUUGAGCUACCGCAGCAGGAAAAUUCAUUUGAUUGUGGUCUUUUUCUACUCCAUUAUGUGGAACUCUUUUUGGAGGAAGCACCUAUUAACUUCAACCCUUUUAGGAUAACAAUGUCCACCAAAUUUUGUAUAUUUUUCCAGCUUAAUGUCAAGUGGUUUCCACCAGAAGAGGCUUCUUUAAAACGUGCUUGUAUCAGGAAGUUAAUUUAUGAAAUCCUUGAAGAUCAUUCAAAGAAAGCUCCGCUAGCUGAUUGUAAUGACAAAAAUCCUUGUCACUCCCAAGAAACCAACACAAACCUUCUCGAAAUUGGAGUAGAAUUUCUUGAGGGGACAUGCAUUUCAGCAAAUUCAUGUCAUGGAGAAUUCUUUGGUUCUGAUGAUAAGCAGAGGUUUGAAAUAUCUAAUGCUGUUUCCCCUCCAAGAGUAAAGAACUUUAAAGAAUUAGGAUUUUUUUUGAGGGAGGUUUUUGAGCCUGGAACUACUGGCAGGUCAUUUUCUGAUGGAAAUUAUCAGAAGACUGCAGAUCAUCAUGGGAGGAGCAUCAUGUCACCAAUAGAGGAAGGUGAAGAAAUCUGUGAGCAAAUUGCUGAGUCACUGUUAGAUGUGGAAGAUUGUCAGCGACAGGCUGUAUUUGCUUCUGAAUUACCUUCAACAUCAUGUUUUGGCAAAGAUUUUAAAGAGUUGGAGACUUCUUGGAAGCAGGGAUUCUCUAAGCAUCUUGGAAAACCUGAUGAAGGGAACUCACUUUCUGGAAUGCUCAUCGGUGGAUCCCAGUAUUUGCUUCCAGAAACUGAGGGAGUGAACCAUCUGGAGAAAACAGAUAAACCUCAAUCUUCUUCAAUCUCAAGUGAGGAACUCAUGGCUUGUGUUGUUGAGGAUUCUCUAGAGGCAAAUGACAUGUACGAUCAAGAUGAAAGUAAAAAUUCUCCCUCCAUUCAACGGAAUAUUAUUUCCUUGUCUGAUCAAGAGGUUGACUCAGUUGAAAUCAUUAAUGUUAAAGAGAAUAUUUCACCAUCAAGCGAUGAAGAUCCGGAGUGGCAAUUAGAUGAAGAGCAAGUUGAAAAAAGACUGAAGCGUGUGCGACAAUGUAAAAGACAGUUUGCAAGAAGUCUGUCAAAACAACUGCAUUAUUGAUGGCCUUCAGUAUGGUCUUACUGUUAUUAGCUGAGAGUUUGUAGGAUUAAGUAUAUAAAAUAGGAAAAUAGAGCCCUCCUCCACCUUAAUUCACUCAAUAGGAUAAAAUGAAGGGGUUUGUUUGUCAUCCCAACACUUUGAUUGAUAUCAAAGCUCUCAUGUAAUAUAUUAAUAGCAAGUUUUUACAGCAGAUAAAAAAAAAA